AUGGCGGGGAAAAUGACCCUAUACAAACUAGUGGUGCUGGGAGAUGGCGGUGUUGGCAAAACAGCCCUUACUAUUCAGUUAUGUCUCAACCACUUUGUUGAGAGCUACGAUCCUACCAUCGAGGACUCUUAUCGAAAACAAGUCAUGAUCGAUGGACAGGCGUGCAUGCUGGAGGUUCUGGACACCGCUGGGCAGGAAGAAUACACAGCCCUUCGCGACCAGUGGAUCCGGGAUGGCGAAGGUUUCAUCCUCGUUUACAGCAUCACUUCCAGAAACUCCUUCACCAGAAUCCAAAAGUUUCAUGCGCAAGUACAACGUGUGAAAGAAUCGGGACUUCCUAAUUCACCCACUGGUGCGAAUUACCUCCCCUCGCAAAUGAACGGGGCACCCGUGUAUACUGGCCCGGUACCAAUCAUGCUGGUCGGCAAUAAAAGUGAUAAGCAUCAUGAACGGGAGGUAUCCUCCCAGGAGGGUCAGGCACUGGCACGAGACCUGGGUUGUGAAUUUGUCGAAGCGUCUGCCAAAAACUGCAUCAAUGUGGAGAAGGCUUUCUAUGAUGUUGUUCGGCAGCUCAGGAGACAACGACAAUCGCCGGUGAAACAGAUCGACCGCAAAGGAAGCAACUACACUACAUCUCCCACCUUGCGUACCAACUACGACUCAGAUCAUCAACGUGGUUAUCGCGAGCACGGUAAAAAGCGAAGCAGCAAAUGCGUGAUCUUAUGA
Messenger RNA from Exophiala dermatitidis NIH/UT8656, 726 nucleotides. RefSeq names its product Ras family, other. The transcript is spliced from 2 exons. Gene Ontology annotation, biological process: signal transduction. Bases 1 to 726 code for a protein of 241 amino acids. Lineage: Eukaryota; Fungi; Ascomycota; Eurotiomycetes; Chaetothyriales; Herpotrichiellaceae. Gene Ontology annotation, cellular component: plasma membrane. Gene Ontology annotation, molecular function: GTP binding; GDP binding; GTPase activity. The record is from RefSeq and is a predicted model, not a curated record.